AUGGCUCUCUUCCAUUCCUACGCUCUUCCACUGUUAUCCACUCUCUCACCCUUCUCAUCCAAACCUCUCUCUAUAUCUCCACCUCAUUCUCUCACCACAACCACUUAUUUCAACAAUACACCUCUUUUUGUCUCUACACCCCCUAAAAAAUUGCUCCGCAAACCACCUCAAGGAAAACAUGUCAAAGAUGACUAUCUCGUGAAAAAGUUUUAA
Lathyrus sativus (Indian pea) is the source of this 213-nucleotide messenger RNA. NCBI's taxonomy places the organism in Eukaryota, Viridiplantae, Streptophyta, Magnoliopsida, Fabales, Fabaceae. The record is from the annotation of a GenBank genome assembly.